Molecule: messenger RNA, 1254 nt
Organism: Emiliania huxleyi CCMP1516
Lineage: Eukaryota; Haptophyta; Isochrysidales; Noelaerhabdaceae
Exons: 7
Coding region: 1-1254 (417 amino acids)
Biological process (GO): ribosomal small subunit biogenesis; ribosomal small subunit export from nucleus
Cellular component (GO): preribosome, small subunit precursor; cytosol; nucleus
Source: RefSeq, a predicted model, not a curated record
AUGGGCAAGAAGAAGGCCUUCAUCGAGGACCGCGCCUCCGCGGCGCACUUCCACCUCGUCCACCGCUCGCAGCGCGACCCGCUCGCGGCGACCGCUUCUCAGCACGUGCUCACGCCCGCAGAGAUCUCUGCCAACCUGGGCCGCGCGACGAGCGAGCGUGCGUCGCAGUCGACGCGCGCGUGGGCCGCCGAGCAAGACCUCGAGGGCUUUGACAUCGCCGCGCACGACGCGGGAGCCCCCUCCAGCUCAAAGGACAGCGCGGACGGCGGCGCCGCAGCAGGCGGCGCUCGGGCGCUGUCGGCGGCGCAGCAGCGGGAGCUGCUCGAGUACGGUCUCAACCCGGCGGACAACUACGACUACCUUCGCCACCUCGCUCCGAUGGGAGGGGGCACCUUCGUCCCCGCCGACCAGCCAGCGCCAAAGUCGGAGGCGGGCUUCUCGACGCUCUCGCGGCUGUCGCGCACGACGCGUGCGUCGCGCGCGUCGGUGGCGGCCGAGGCGGCCUUCCCCGACACGGGCGAGGAGGAGCUGAAGAAUGCCGACCCCGAGCUGUGGGCGGCGCUGAUGGACCCGGACGAGACCAUUGACGACGCGGGCGAGGCGGAGGCCGCCCUGCGAGGUGUGGGCGAGGUGGACGACGACUUCGUGCUGCAGGCGGACUCGGAGCGCGAGACGGAGCUAGUCGAGUACCCGACGCCUUCGCGGCGGCGACGCGGGCGGCGGGCGGGCGCGGGCGGCGCGGCGGAGGGAGGCGCCGACGAGGAGGCGGAGCGGGUGGCGGCGGCACUUGCGGCGCGGGGGGCGGCGGGCCGGCCGGCCGCCUUUCUUCCUGCGGCCGAGUUUGCGGGCGCGCGGCAGGGGUACGCAUACAAGGUGGGGCCGCUGGGGGUGGGAUACUACGUGGACGGGGAGGAGGAGGAGGAGGAGGAGGAGGCGGCGGGGGGGGCCGCGGCGGCGGCGGCGGCGGCGGGGGCGAGGCGGCGGGCGGCGGGCGGGGGCGGGAGGGGCGAGGGUUGCGAGGUGCGGCUCCUCGACCGGCAGUUUGAGCGCCUGAUAUGCGACUACUCUGACGACGAGAUUGGAGAGCUCGAGCAGGACGACCCGACCGCGGACAAGGCGGCGCGGCGCGCUGAGAAGAAGGAGACCAAGCUCGCGUUCAAGACGGAGCGUUCGCGGCAAGUGGAGACGCAGCAGCGCACGGCGCAGGUGCCGGCGACGAGCCUCUCUGGCGACAUGGCGGUUCGAGCCCGCUGA